AAAACUGGCCAAAAUGCACAUUAAAUUUGCAGAAAAGUGUAGUAAACCCCAUGGCCACCGGAAAGUUGGAGUUGGUGUUCAUUUCCACACCUGGGAUCGGAAACCUCGUCCCUGUCUUUGAGUUCGCGCGCCUUCUCGUCGAUCAUGACCCUCGAUUUUCUGCCACCAUACUCAUCGUCACCAUGCCUCAAAGACCCCUCGUCAACACCUACGUACAAUCACGAGCCGCCGCCCCCGCCAGUAAUAUCCGGUUAAUCGACCUCCCUGCUGUGGAACCUCCUUCACCCGAUCAGUUCCAAACUUCCAUAGCCUACAUAUCCUUGCUCAUCGAGAAACACAGGCCCCACGUAAAGCAUGCGAUCACCGACCUCAUGGCGGCUGCAACCGAGUCAGCCUCCAACCACUCACCGUCCAGGGUCGCAGGGUUAUUCAUCGACAUGUUUACGACUUCCAUGAUCGACGUGGCGAACGAGCUCGGCAUCCCUUGCUACCUCUACUUCUCGUCUCCGGCGACGUUUCUCGGCUUCAUGCUUCAUCUUCCGAUUCUAGAUUCCAAACUCAACCCCACCGAUUUGUCCGGCUUGGACUCCGAGUUGGUCCUCCCGGAAUUCGUGAACCCGGUUCCUCUAAGCGUGUUGCCUCCAUCGGUGUUGAAGAAAGAAGGGUACGCCUGGUUUUUGCAUCAUGCACGCAGGUACGUGGAAACAAAGGGUAUUAUCGUAAAUACGUUUGUGGAGCUGGAGCCUUAUUCGGUCAACGGAGUCUGUAGCCGUCAAGUGCCACCGGUUUAUCCAAUAGGGCCCGUUCUCGACCUUGCAGGACCGGCCCAAUGGCAUCCAGACCAGGUCCAUCACCGAAAGGUCAUGACGUGGCUUGACGAUCAACCUCCUUCGUCAGUGGUGUUUCUGUGCUUUGGUAGCAUGGGAAGUCUUAGUGGGGCUCAAGUGAAAGAGAUAGCGAUUGGGCUUGAACGAACUGGGCUACAUUUUUUGUGGGCACUACGUGGGCCGCCGAAGACCCUAUUACACCUCCCGACUGACUACGAAAAUCCUAAGGAGGUCUUACCGAAUGGGUUCUUGGAACGGACGGCUGGGGUUGGCCUUGUGUGCGGAUGGGUCUCACAAGUGUCGAUCCUGGCCCACAAGGCAAUCGGAGGGUUCGUGUCGCACUGUGGCUGGAACUCCAUCUUGGAGAGUUUAUGGCAUGGCGUGCCAAUUGCCACGUGGCCUGUUUAUGCAGAGCAACAGAUGAACGCCUUUCAGAUGGUGAGGGAACUGGGAUUAGCGGUGGAAAUCACGUUGGAUUACAAGGGUGGUAGUGAUCUGGUGGUGGCGGAGGAGGUAGAAAGAGGGAUAAAACGUCUGAUGGACGGUGAUGAUGAGGUUAGGAGAAAAGUGAAGGAAAUGGGGACCAAGAGUAGAAUGGCUAUGAAGGAAAAUGGCUCAUCACAUUCGUCACUCGGAGCAUUGAUUGGGGAGUUAGUACGUAAUUAAUCAGGAGUCAAUGUAUUUGAAAAAUCUAAAGAUUCUACAGACCACUUUAUUAUGUCUUUAUUAAAUAAUUGCAAUUUGCAAUUUAUAUUUAUAAUGUUUAAGAGAAUAAUGUUGAACGUUUAUUGUGUUAAAAUAAUAAUAAGAGUAGAGUUUCAUUUA
Molecule: messenger RNA, 1652 nt
Organism: Carya illinoinensis
Lineage: Eukaryota; Viridiplantae; Streptophyta; Magnoliopsida; Fagales; Juglandaceae
Product: UDP-glycosyltransferase 43-like
Exons: 1
Coding region: 51-1493 (480 amino acids)
Molecular function (GO): UDP-glycosyltransferase activity
Source: RefSeq, a predicted model, not a curated record